GGCAGCAGCGGUACCGCCCCUUUCGGAGUCUUAGGCUAUUGGUCACGGAGAGUGAGAGUUUAGCCCCAGGGCGCGGGAGCCGAUAGCUAUGGCGGCUAUGGCUGCCAAGGUGUUGGCUUUACUACUAGUGAGUUGGGCAGAGGCCGACAUACCUGAGGACGAGACCCGCGAGGCAGCGGCCGUGCAAGGUCUGCUAACAAGGCUGCUGGGACCCCGGGCGGCCGCGUGGUUCUCGGUGUCCGUGCAGCACUCCCUGGCGCCAGUUGCUGACACAUACCGCCUGACUGGCGGCGGCGGGACCUUGGUGCAGGUGACGGGCUCCAGCGGCGUAGCGGCUGCGGCAGGGCUGUACCGUUACCUGCGCGACUUCUGUGGCUGCCAAGUAGCCUGGUCGGGAGCGCAGCUCCGCCUGCCGGAGCCGCUGCCCGCAGUGCCUGAGGAGCUCAUCGAGAUCACGCCCAACUGGUACCGCUAUUAUCUGAACAUCUGCACACCCAGCUACUCCUUUGUGUGGUGGGGCUGGGAGCGCUGGGAGCGGGAGAUCGACUGGAUGGCCCUGAACGGCAUCAACCUGGUGCUGGCCCCCGUAGGGCAGGAGGCCAUCUGGAGGAGGGUGUACUUGACUUUGGGUUUGAACCAGACAGAGAUAGAUGAGUACUUCACUGGUCCAGCCUUCUUGGCAUGGGGGCGAAUGGGCAACCUGCACACCUGGGGAGGUCCUUUACCCUCCUCCUGGGACCUUAAGCAGUCUUACCUGCAGUACCGGAUUCUGGAGAGGAUGAGAUCUUUUGGGAUGAAGCCGGUACUUCCUGCAUUUGCUGGACAUAUUCCCAAGGCAUUUACUAGGGUGUUCCCUCAGGCCAAUGUCACAAAUCUGGGCAUGUGGGGCCACUUCAGCUGUAAUUACUCCUGCUCCUACCUCUUGGCCCCUGAAGACCCCUUGUUCCCAGUUGUUGGGAGCCUCUUCCUGAGGGAGCUGACCAAGGAGUUUGGCACUGAUCACAUCUAUAGUGCUGACAUCUUCAAUGAAAUGGAUCCCCCUUCCUCUAAUCCAGCCUACCUGGCUGCUACUACAGCCGCAGUCUAUGAAGCCAUGGUUGCAGUGGAUGUUGAUGCUGUGUGGCUUUUCCAGGGCUGGCUUUUUCAGAAUCAUCCAGAUUUCUGGAAACCCCCCCAGAUGAAGGCUGUGCUAGAGGCUGUGCCCCGUGGCCGCUUUCUCAUCCUGGACCUUUUUGCUGAGUCCCAGCCUGUCUACUCCCGAACCAAUUCCUUCUACGGCCAGCCCUUCAUCUGGUGCAUGCUGCACAAUUUUGGGGGAAACCAUGGGCUUUUUGGAGUAUUAGAUGCUGUGAACAGGGGACCCUCAACUGCACGUCUCUUUCCCAACUCCACCAUUGUGGGUACAGGCAUAGUCCCAGAGGGCAUCAAUCAGAACGAAGUGGUCUAUGCCCUAAUGGCUGAGCUGGGCUGGAGGAAGGACCCCUUUCCUGACCUCGGGGCUUGGGUAGCAGGCUUUGCAGCCCAGCGAUAUGGGACUCCCCACCCCCAGGCAGAAGCUGCCUGGAGGCUGCUGCUACAAAGUGUCUACAACUGUUCUUGGGAAAACUGCACUGGCCAUAACCACAGCCCACUGGUGAAACGACCAUCCCUUCACUUGGACUUCUCUGUCUGGUAUAAUCGCAGUGAUGUAUUUGAGGCCUGGAGGUUGCUGCUAGAAGCAGCUCCACAGCUGGCAACCAGCUCUGCCUUCCGUUAUGACCUUCUAGAUGUCACUCGUCAGGUGGCCCAGGAGUUGGUGAGCCUGUACUAUGGGGAGCUCAAGACAGCCUUUGAGGCAGGAUCAAUGCCGGCCUUGCUCAGUGCUGGUGGUCUGCUGGUCUUUGACCUACUGCCCUCCCUGGAUGAGCUGCUGGGGACUGAUGAGCGGUUCCUGCUAGGUGGCUGGCUAGAGCAGGCUCGGGAGAUGGCAGUCAGUGAAGCCGAGGCCUGGCAUUAUGAGCAGAAUGCCCGCUACCAGCUAACCCUGUGGGGACCCACAGGGAACAUCCUAGACUAUGCCAACAAGCAACUGGCAGGGCUUGUGGCGGGCUACUAUGCUCCCCGAUGGAAGCUCUUUGUGGAGAUGCUGGUGAAGAGCCUGGCUGAGGGCACCCCUUUCCACCAGAACCAGUUUGAGAACGAAGCCUUCUUGUUGGGCCAGGCCUUUGUAUCCAGGAGGGAGAAGUUCCCCACCCAGCCUCAGGGUGACACUGUGGACUUAGCCAGGAAAUUCUUCCUCAAGUAUUAUCCGAAGUUUCAAGCAGGAGCUGUGUGACCCACCCCCUCACCUGCUCCACCUGGGAGGACAACUCCUUACAUUCUUGAGGUUCCUCCUUGGACCUUCAAUCCUAUCAGUGGCCUAACUUGGGACCUGGGAGCGGAUAGGUUAUAAAACCAUGGACAAUUAUUAGAGAUUCUCUCCCCCUUCCUCUCUCUCCCCGACCCCCACCUUCUCCCCCUCUCUCUCCCUCAUUCCCACUUCCUCUUUCCCCCUACUACUAUGCUCUGGCUGGCUCCUGAAUCAGGGACUGCAUUCACUCAAGAGACUCUUUUAGCUGGGUGAUCAGAAGAGAGGUGAAGGUCUGGGACAGAAAGUGGGUCCUGUGAAUUGAGAGUAAUGGAGGAGCCACUAGGAGGCAAAGUGGAUAGAACACCUGGCCAGGGCUCAGAAUGAUCUCAGUACAAAACAAGCCUCAGAUAUUUACUAACUAUGACCCUGGGCAAGACAUCUUACCAUUUACCUCAGUGCCUCAUAUGUAAAAUGGACUGGAAAAGGAAAUGGCAGGCCAUUUCAGUACCUUUGUGAAGAAAACCUUAAAUAGAGUCACAGAGUUGGACUUGAUUGAAAACAGCUUCACAACAGCAAAUUCAUGUCAUUCUCUCCCCUACUCUAGAACUGGACAUCAAACCAAAUUUUUUUUACCAAUCAAUGAAUAAAUGACAUAUCUGACUAUAACUGUCCUGGGAGGACUCAGAGCAGUAAUGUGUAUAGAUAGGACAACAUGAUGAGUAUGACAGACAAAAUCUAUCUCUCAACUUUCCCCAUUCAGCUGCCAGAGCACCUAGAUUUGGCUCUAGCUUCUGUCCCUUGCUUCAGUUUCUCCCACCCAUUUUUCAGAAAAGGUGAUACUUAAGAGCAGACUAGACUUAAGGAGAGAAGCAGGAAGUAUGAAGAAAGUGUCAAUGAAGGCUUAUUGGCCUUGAGAUAAUGAAAUAGACACAACAAGGGAGACUAGGGGCUUGAGUAAAAGGAGGUGCACUUGGAGCUUAUGGACUGGGCCAGCCUCUGUAGUCUCUCUCUUGCUAUAGCCCUUUUGCCUUCCAUUUUUUCCAGUCUCUUCUUUUCGUGCCUCCAAAAUAUGUGUCUUUAUCUUUUUUCUUUUUGUGAAUGGGAAGGUAGUUUUCAACACGGGAUUUUCCUCCUGCUUCUGACUAUUUGGCUAAUCCUAUGGACAACUUCAAAAGUGAGAGAAGAGCUAGGGCCCAAAACCAGAUGUAUAGGUUGGAUCAGGGAGGGAGACAUACCUAGGUGCAGCUAAGGAGGGAAGCAAAGAUUUGUCUUCUAGAGAGAGUUCCAAGUUCCAGGGAUGUGCCCUUCUCACUGCUGCCCAGGUGAUGUCUACUGCCAGGUCACAGGACCCUCUGUGAGGGGUUAUAUGGGCCCAAUAGCUGUCCUCCCAUUUCCUUUGGAUGCUUCAGCUUAAUGUGACUGACCCCAACUUGGUGACAACUGCCCAGGGCUAUGUGGAUGUCCUGGGUGAGUUCCAAGAAGCUUUCAUCCCUACUCUUAGGCAUAGUAGGUAUGGGUUUUACCCUUCUGGGGCCAUUCCUUACCCUUCCCAUUUCCCAGCUAGUUAUAGGUUUGAAGUGCAUGAGGAUCUGGAAAAACUUUGGAGUUUCCAGAAUUUUAUAUUAUCUCAACUUUGUUCUGACCUAACCUUAAAAAGUUAACAAAGUGUUCUGCACACUGUAGGCACAUAGUAUUUUCUGUAUGAAUAAAAUCUGAGCUGGAGUGCUUGGAAAUCUGAAAA
Molecule: messenger RNA, 4070 nt
Organism: Monodelphis domestica (gray short-tailed opossum)
Lineage: Eukaryota; Metazoa; Chordata; Mammalia; Didelphimorphia; Didelphidae
Product: alpha-N-acetylglucosaminidase-like
Source: RefSeq, a predicted model, not a curated record